This is a messenger RNA of Colletotrichum paranaense, 429 nucleotides long. RefSeq lists its product as uncharacterized. Lineage: Eukaryota; Fungi; Ascomycota; Sordariomycetes; Glomerellales; Glomerellaceae. Bases 1 to 429 code for a protein of 142 amino acids. The record is from RefSeq and is a predicted model, not a curated record. The transcript has 2 exons.
AUGUCGUUGACACCCUAUCAUACAUACGACGGUCCUCGUGAAAACUUCGCGACAUCUAUUGGCUUCGGCAUCGAGGCGAGCCGGCUAGAGAGUGCCGCACGAUAUAUGGGAGACUUCUGUUCGUGGGUGUCGCGUCUCGUGCUCGUCGUCAUGACUGUAUCCGUGUUCUAUGGGCGCAAUCGGGGUACCGGCCAACUAGGGGAAACCCAAAUAUGGGAGAUUGCCCGCUCCGGCCAAUUUCCAACCAAUCCCACCAAUGCUGGUCUACAACAGAUGGGGUCCGUGCGCCAAGUCGCUUCUCUACGUACAAUUUCAGUAUUUCUUGUGAGGCGACUGGAACCUCAGCGAACACCCCCGCCGGCGCCGGGUCCAGUCACCACCCUUGCCGACCCGUCCGCUGUCCAAUCCAAAAGCCACAAUGAUGACUAA